This is a messenger RNA of Papilio xuthus (Asian swallowtail), 2767 nucleotides long. Its product is annotated as pinin-like. The record is from RefSeq and is a predicted model, not a curated record. Lineage: Eukaryota; Metazoa; Arthropoda; Insecta; Lepidoptera; Papilionidae. The transcript is spliced from 11 exons. Bases 257 to 2674 code for a protein of 805 amino acids.
GGCUUCAAGCAGCUGUCAUUUGUACUAAUUUGAAAAUGUAAUACAGUUAAUAAUAUGAAAUAUAAAUAGAUCAGAAAUCAAGCGUAAAAUGCAGGUCAAGUGAAAAUCAAACCAAAUUUCCACCUCUAUGACCAUAACCUUAAAGACCAUAGUACGUUUGACUCGCUACAGCAGAAUGAAGCUAUAUAAUUUGUUACAGUAGCUUAAACAAUACAUGGAAAUAAAAUAGAACCGGAUCUCGUAUGCAUGCAACAAGAUGUCGGACGACUGUCCAAAUAGAAAGUAUGAGAGGGAGUACAUUGACAAUUCGGACAUAGUUAUUGAAAAAUUAAAGAAACAAGCGAGACGUUACAGAGUCGUAGAAAGUCGAUACAAUGCUAAAGAGAGCAUCCUGGGGAACCCGUGCCUGGACAUCGAGUGGCACACGGCGCCGCUACCCAAGCAGUGUUACUGCCCCGUCGAACCUUGCAUUUGCACAUCGCAUUUGCUCAAGCAAGGAAAUUUACCUGAUUCCAUACCCGUCGAUACUUUUAGAAAGGCGACCAAGGAACCAGAUGGGACGCUCAUCCCGCGGCUGGCGGCGGCCGUCGAGGCUGAGGUCGAGAUCUCGAAGCAGCUGGCCCAAUGCGGACAGCUGAAUAACAGAGGGCCGGAGUUCUGCGCGUCACACUGCCCCGCCUUCCUCACACCGGUCAAAGAGAGCGGUUUCUAUGCACAGAAGAGAAAACUGAUAGAAAAAUAUAUAAAAGAUAAUAAACUGGAGAAAAAAAUGCAACGUUUGCUGAAUUUAAAAACAAAUGAUACAAUGCUACCGAAAUCCGCAUCUAAGAAGAUUUUACAAAAGCAAAUUGAAGAGUUUCCUGAAAUAAUUAUACCUAAAACUGUAGUUUUACCUCGUCCCGUUGUACGAAGAAAGAAGUUGACAGAAAAAGAGGAAGUUGAGGAACUUGAAGAAAUUCUUGGAAUAGAACCUCGGAAAGAGGGGCAGCAGGAAAUGUUGCUACGAUCAGAUUCUCUAAGCUCCAGUAAGGAACGACCAGGCAGCAGCCGGACAUCCGCAAUAACGCCCAAACGGGGAGCGGAACCCGGUCGCAGACCAUCUUGCGAUUCUGAAACCAUACAGCCUACAGAAUCAGAACUCAACCGGGCUUACAAUAAAAUACGGACAUUCAAGCUCAAACAUUUGUGCGAGGAAGACUCAAUGCCGUCGUUUUCACCAACAAAACGAAUGGUUGAACUCAAACCGAGGGCAAAAUCUAAUCGAAUACAAGAAUGCGUAGCCGAUCCUGCAGAGAUUGCCGAAAGAGAGAAAGCCUGUGAGGAGGAUCCGAGACGAACUUUCAAACCGGAAGCGAAACAAGUAUCAUCUCUAUACGAAUGUAAACCCAGACGUAUAUCCGAACCAGAUUUACUUUCCGAACCAAAGAAAAUAUUGCAAGAUGAACCGAAACGGAUAUCUGAACCUGAGCUAAGACGGAUAUUUGAACCCAGACGAAUGUCUUUGGAUGAUUCCAGAUUGACAACUGGGCCUCAAAUUAAACGAUCGCCCGAAUCCAAGCGAAAGCCCGAAAAUGAAUCCGUUAUAAUGGCCGAUGCGCGACUUAAUUCUGACGUUGAAACUAAACAGUCGAUCGAACUUAAAUCUGACGAUAAGCCUAAACCCUAUCCUUGCAAAACAAAACCAACAUCUGGACACUCUCUUGGACAGACAACUGAACCCAAUAGAACGGCAGAUCAUGAUCUCAGACAGACGUCCCAUCACGAACAGACACAUGAUCUCGAGUCAAAACAGACUAACGAAGCCGCAAAUACGUCAAAACUUGGAGGGAUAAACAAACGCGAAUCCAAACGGACUGCCGAUCGCAAACCGAUACCUAAGAACGAAUCUAAACGAACAUUCGGAUACAGAAGAUCGGCUAAGAAGGAAUCUAAGCCGAUCUGUGAACCAAUACUAUCAUCGGAGGUUAAGAGUGGGGGUAAACCUGAACCUCGCACCUCUGAAUUCAAAAAAUUGUUUGAAACUAAACGUAAUAUUUCCAAAUCCAAACAAAUAUCUGAGAACGAACGUAAAAGUGUACUCGAAGUCAAAAAACCGCCUGUCGAUGAAUCCAAACGGCAGCCAGAGUCCAAGAAAACCGUCGAGGAACCGAGACGAGUUAAAGAACAGCGACGGACAGCUAAGGACGCUUCAAAAUAUACAUCUAGAGGUGAACUGAAACAAACCUCCGAUGCCCGACGGACGCCCGAUCUCGGCUCCAGGCAGACGUCGGAACUCAAACAACCGUGUGGAGCCAUCGCGAUCGCCAACCUCGCGUCAGCGCAUCCGUCGCGGUCGUCCAUGCCGAGCCGGAUGUCUGCUGGGUCUGGUCACUCGAAGCGUAGCGCAAAAAGUGAUAAAUCUUCGUGCGAUGACAAUGAAGAUAAAGGACACGACAAGCGAUCCGAUAGCGCUCGGACAGCCUCGGCAGCAUCCUCCAGAGUUGCAUCCGCCAACCAGUCGAAUAAACCUUGUCCAUGUUUUGAAGAUGAAACAGAUAAUUCAAAUUCGCGUGGAAGACGUCCAGGUAAAAAUGAGAACUGCUUGUGCAAGGCAAAGGAGUGUUUGGAGAAAUUUGGACCGAACUCUAGCGGAGGCAAAGGCCCCAUCGGUCGUACGUGUCAUUCUGUUAUUUAACCUGUAAUCGUUUUAACCUCAAAAUUCAUGCAUUGUUUAAAAUAUAUUUCUUAUUCAAAUGAAAAAUAUAGCAACAAAUAAAACAAAAUCAUA